AUGGCUCCCUCCAACCCCAAACCGCUCAAAGACCUCGCCAACCCAACCCUACUAGGCGACCCCGUCAGUCUCCGCGCCGAGACCUCCAACACCGAACCCACCGAACACGACCGCGGCGCCAAAGGAUCCGACGGCAAGAAGUCUCUGAAGCAGAUCGCAGAGCAGAAGAUGAAGACGAAUCCUUCACAAUUGGGGGAUCCUGUCUCGUUGAAGGCGGAGACGUCGGAUACGGAGCCGACGGAGGAGGAUCGGGGGGCUUUGGGGACGAGUGGGAAGAGGGGGAGUGGGAGGUCGAAGAUUUAG
Messenger RNA from Zasmidium cellare ATCC 36951, 303 nucleotides. RefSeq lists its product as uncharacterized. The coding region runs from base 1 to 303 and encodes 100 amino acids. The record is from RefSeq and is a predicted model, not a curated record. The transcript is spliced from 3 exons. Lineage: Eukaryota; Fungi; Ascomycota; Dothideomycetes; Mycosphaerellales; Mycosphaerellaceae.